UCGUCGUCGUCGCCGUCGUCGUCGUCGUCAUCGUCGUCGUCGUCGUCGUCGCUGUCGUCGUCGUCGUCGUCGUCGCCGUCGUCGCCGUCGUCGUCGUCGUCGGUCGUCGUCGCCGUCGUCGUCAGCGACAACAUUGUACGCAGCCAGUGGUACCAGCAUACGCAAGUACCACGACCUUGCACGACGUACACCGUUACCGCUUCGGAGCUAAAAGGAAUAACCGAUACCCGCCGUUGUUCUGUCGCAUACAUGCCACUUGAAAAGAAAAUAUCAAGAAAUAAGAAAAUCCAAGAUCUAUCGCCCCGGUGGCUAGAACUAGGAUAACUCGCAGGCAAUUCAUAUAUGUGCCGAUACGCCACGAGCACGUUCCUCCGUGCAGUGCUUGCGCAAAGG
Molecule: messenger RNA, 393 nt
Organism: Eufriesea mexicana
Lineage: Eukaryota; Metazoa; Arthropoda; Insecta; Hymenoptera; Apidae
Product: inhibitor of growth protein 3
Exons: 1
Source: RefSeq, a predicted model, not a curated record